Brassica rapa (field mustard) is the source of this 1569-nucleotide messenger RNA. Its product is annotated as protein FAR1-RELATED SEQUENCE 6. The record is from RefSeq and is a predicted model, not a curated record. Lineage: Eukaryota; Viridiplantae; Streptophyta; Magnoliopsida; Brassicales; Brassicaceae.
AUGGUGUUAAUACGUGUAUGUAGGCUCAACAAAUGUCACUUAACGUAAGCAUAUUAUGGAAUUAGCUCUGUUAGGGUGUGGAGUUCAACAACAGGCUGACUAAUCAUGUUUGCAGUUAGCUUAAAUCGACCUUGUUGACACGUAAAUUAAAGGCAAGGAAUUAAAAGGAUACGUUAAUACAUACAGGGGUGAUUCUGUAGAAUAAGGAUAAUAAAGGGAUUGAUUUGUAAAAUUAUCAAAAGUAGUGGACAUACCGGUCGAACCGGUGGGCCGGUCGGCGAGAAUUACGCUGUAAAAAAUCUUUAAAAAGCAAAGAAAAAACACAUAACGAGGAGUUAUCAGAGGAGGAGAAGCGCACAGUACAAACCAUAGAGUCGAUCCACCCCAUGGCUUAGAUGAACGGUGAGUUGACUUCUUUCCGAUAUUGAUCCAAUCAUCUCUCGCCACGUCAUAGGUUUACUGCGUCCCUUGUAAUCCAUACCCUGAACCGGCACCUUCUCUGUCUCUCCCCCCCCCAUCGAAAAACCUAAUUCCGCCGGCGGCGAAUCCUCCCGGAAAAAAACUCUGACAGAUUGAUAACGGUGAUGCUGAUGGGAUGAUGAUGACGAUUUCAGUCGAGAACCAUAAUGAAAUGGGUGAAACCUCUGGUCAAGCAAUGAUUGAGCAAGACGAUGAAAACCAUAACGAGAUAGGUGAAAGUUCUAAUCAAGAAAUGCCUCUUGAGCAAGACGAGAAGGUUGAUCCGGACUCUAUCCCUCUGGCAGUUUCUGAUAUGGCCGAGGAGGAGGUUCAAGGUGGUGAUGAGCCUUAUGUUGGGCAGGAGUUCGAGUCUGAAGCAGCAGCACAUGGGUUUUAUAACGCUUACGCUACAAAAGUAGGGUUCGUCAUCCGUGUUAGCAAACUCUCACGGUCGAGACAUGAUGGAUCUCCCAUAGGAAGGCAGCUUGUUUGCAACAAGGAAGGGUACAGGUUGCCUAGCAAGCGUGACAAGGUUAUUAGACAAAGAGCGGAGACAAGGGUUGGGUGUAGAGCAAUGAUCUUGAUUAGAAAAGAAAAUUCUGGUAAAUGGGUUAUCACAAAGUUUGCCAAGGAGCAUAACCAUCCUUUGAUGCCUGGAAGAGUUCGAAGGGGUUGCAUCUAUGAUCAGUAUCCGAAUGAGCAUGAUAAAAUUCAGGAGCUGAUGCAGCAGCUAGCUGCAGAGAAAAAGAGAGCUGCGACUUACAAGAGGCAUCUGGAGAUGCUCUUUGAACAGAUUGAGCAGCACAAUGAAAGUCUUACUAAGAGAAUCCAGCACAUAGUAGACAAUGUGAGGGAUCUGGAACAGAGAGAUCAUCAACAGAACCAAGUAUAGUCUCUUUUUUUUUAUUUGUCUCAGGUUAAAUUUAGGAGAUAGAUCGUCUCUUCUUUAUCCCCCCCAUUCUCUGAGAUUCUCUUAAUAAACAUUUUUCUUGUCAAAAACAAAAGAGCAUGCAACUGUCUUCAAGAAAGUUUUGUUUUGUUUUUCUUAUGUUUCCAACAUUGAGUUUGGUGUAAAUGUAUAUAAGCUCUAUCAAAAUCCUCUGUAAUAUC